UGUUUAUGGUUACCAUAGUAACAUGGCGAGGUGCGACGGGACUUCACGUCGGACACGUUUAUGAAAGGAAAUAGAGCGAUUUUUUUUAAUCAAAGCACAACCUUCUGGCUCUUCUAAAAACAGGUGAAUCAAACAGUGAGCUCAGUUGUCCCAAAAAUGCCUCUGGUCGUGAUGGACUACGUCUGGACCCAGACGGAGACGACGCUUUACAUUAAUGUGCCUCUAAAAGGAACGAAUGCCGGGAAGGUAGACAUUGUCUGUACGGACGAUUACCUCAAGGUGCAUUUCCCGCCUUAUCUGUUUGAAGCCUUCUUGUUUGAGCCUGUUGAUGAUGACAGAAUCGCAGUAAGGGUUGCAAAUGGAUGUGCAGUCAUCACUUUGCCAAAAAGGACCAACAAAGUGUGGAAGCAUCUGAUGAUAAGUACGGAUAAUAAAGAAAAAAUGGAGAUCAGACAGGGGGCCCUGUUAAAAUACCAUGAAAAGCUUUCUUCAGAGUCUAGAAACAAGGCAGCAAAACAACAAGAAGAGAACAAAUAUGCUCUGGAGACAGUGAUAAAGCUUGAAAAAGAGGAACGAGACAGUAUCCAGAAGAUAAAGGACGCAGAACAAGAGAAAACCACACAAGAGUUGGCUGCAUGGCAUUUCAGACAACAACAAAAAGCAGAGCAGGAUGUCCAGCUAAAAUUGCAAAAUCAAAAAGCCAAAGCACGCCAAGAGACAGAGAGGCAAAAAUGUGGACCUCCCAACCAAGAAAAAAUGAAAUUGGAUCAAGGAAGCAACAGUAAUGCAAAGAGCAAGAAAGCCCAACAUGAACUCCCUCCUCCAAGACUCAGUGGAAACAUUCAAGUUACAUUCACCCCAAGAAUCUUUCCAACACCUCUCAGAGAGUCCAGACUUCCAGAGGAGGAGGAGUGGCUGAGAAAACAAGCUGAAACCCGACGAAAAGUGAAUGUGGAUGUUGGUGAGCUAAAAGACCUGAAGGAAGAGGAGAGGAACCCUUACUGGUUAAAGGACAAAGGAGACAAAUGUUUUGCCACUGGGGACUUCCUGGGAGCAGUGAAUGCCUAUAGCUUGGCUAUCAGGGUUAUGGGGAAGAUCCCUGCUUUGCAUUCGAACAGGGCCGCAUGCCAUCUGAAGUUAAGAAAUUUUCACAAGGCCAUUGAAGACUCCUCUCAGGCACUUGAUCUGCUGACUCCACCAGUCCCUGCCAAUGCAGCUGCCAGAGUUCGAGCUUUUGUCCGUCGAGGAUCUGCCUUCUGCGAGCUGCAGGCCUAUCCAGAAGGGCUCCAAGACUUCCUUGCUGCUCUGAAGAUUGACCCUAAUAAUGAAGCGCUGUUGGUGGAUACACAGAGAAUCAGAGACAUCAUUCAAGGAUCUGCUGUCAAUCCUCCCAGUGAGACAGAGUGACACACAGGGCAUGUGCUUUGUAUGUUAUAUUCAUGAAAUGUUUUACAGAGGGCUGGUUUCAGGUUCUUUAUUAAAUAUUAAAAAUUCUUGUAUUUUAUUUACAAAGGUCAUACAUUUUUAUCCAUCCUUAGCUUUCAAAUGUAUUCUGUACAUCCUUUGUAAACAACAUCCUUUGAAAAAUACAGACUUUUGAAUUGUAUCAUAGGUAAAGCCAGGCUACUUUUGUAGUGUCUAGUGUCUCAUUAAGUAAUACCAUUCUUAGUUUUAAAUGAUUUUCAUGAUCAGUUAAUUGUAUAUUAUAUAAAAUGUUGGGGGGGAAAAGAAAUCCAUGUUGAUGUCAUAUUGUGUCCAGUAAAGUCCAGCAUAUUCAGUUCACAAAAAUCCAUUUUUUUUGUUUUGUAUAUCCAAUUUAUGGUCACAGUGUCGCUGGAACUAUUACAGUCGGGUAAGAGGCAGGUUACACCUUGGAGAGGUUGUUAGCUUGUUACAGGGUCAGAGUCACACAUUACAAACAAACAUUCAUGCCAACAGCCAUUUUAGAAGCACCAGUUAAAAGGGAACAGUUAAACGUGAGCUUUUUAAAGGAAUAGGUAAAAUAAGGAAUAGAGCAAGAGAUAAAUAAUAAUUAAUAAUUAAAGUGGUGUAUAAACACACAGUAAGUGAAAAAGGUGACUGAAGAAGAAACAGUCACUGCAUCAUGCACCAGCCAAGAGAUAUCUCUCCAGUGUGUCCAGGGUCUGCCCUGGAGGCUCCUUCUGGUGGGACAUCCUCAGAACAUCUCAGGCAGGAGGUACCGAGGAGGAAUCCUUGUCAGUGUCACUUCUACUGGCUCAUUUCGAUGUGGAAGAAUAGUGGUUCUACUCUGAGCCCCUCCAAAAUGGCCAAGCUCCUCACCCUAUCUCUAAGGGAGAGCCCAGCCUACCCUUCGAGAAAGCUCAUUUCCACAGA
This is a messenger RNA of Haplochromis burtoni (Burton's mouthbrooder), 2355 nucleotides long. RefSeq names its product dynein axonemal assembly factor 4 (gene dnaaf4). The transcript has 9 exons. Gene Ontology annotation, molecular function: nuclear estrogen receptor binding. NCBI's taxonomy places the organism in Eukaryota, Metazoa, Chordata, Actinopteri, Cichliformes, Cichlidae. Bases 157 to 1407 code for a protein of 416 amino acids. Gene Ontology annotation, biological process: cilium movement; inner dynein arm assembly; outer dynein arm assembly. The record is from RefSeq and is a predicted model, not a curated record.